AUGUCACUUCCCAAGCGGAUCAUCAAGGAGACGGAGCGUCUCAUGGCAGAGCCCGUGCCAGGAAUCAGUGCCGUCCCUCAUGAGGACAACCUGCGCUACUUCGAUGUCGAAAUUCACGGUCCUACGCAGUCACCAUACGAGAGUGGCAUUUUCAAACUCGAGUUGUUCCUUCCCGAUGACUACCCUAUGAUACCGCCCAAGAUUCGGUUCCUUACCAAGAUCUUUCAUCCCAACGUCGAUAAGCUUGGUCGCAUCUGUUUAGACGUCCUGAAGAACAACUGGUCUCCCGCACUCCAAAUCCGCACCAUCCUUCUCUCCAUCCAGGCCUUACUCGGCGCUCCUAAUCCCGACGAUCCUCUCGCUGCAGAUGUAGCUAAGAGCUGGAAAGAAAACGAACAAGCGGCCAUUGCUACCGCAAAGGAGUGGACCAAAAAAUACGCUCAGCCCAAGGAGGACGGUGUUUCCAAUUGA
Ustilaginoidea virens is the source of this 471-nucleotide messenger RNA. RefSeq lists its product as uncharacterized. The record is from RefSeq and is a predicted model, not a curated record. The transcript is spliced from 4 exons. NCBI's taxonomy places the organism in Eukaryota, Fungi, Ascomycota, Sordariomycetes, Hypocreales, Clavicipitaceae. The coding region runs from base 1 to 471 and encodes 156 amino acids.